Molecule: messenger RNA, 891 nt
Organism: Verticillium nonalfalfae
Lineage: Eukaryota; Fungi; Ascomycota; Sordariomycetes; Glomerellales; Plectosphaerellaceae
Exons: 1
Coding region: 1-891 (296 amino acids)
Source: RefSeq, a predicted model, not a curated record
AUGUUGAACAUCAUAUCUCCCCUCGUGACGCUGGCCGCCAUCCUCGCGCUCUUUCCCCAAACUCAAGGUUUUGUGAUCCCCGGCUUCCUCAACCUCACCAGCCUCGCCCCUGUCCCUACGCAGGUAUUGACUAUUUUGCCCUACCCCAAGCACACGACAACCACGUCGAUUCAGGCGCGGGGUUUCACUAUCCUGCCUUAUCCCCUGCAUCCCACAACCAGCAAGAUGGCGACGUUCAUGACGCAAACGAUUCCCAUGUCGCAAGGCGCAACCGUGACCCCGACGCUCCCAUUCAUAGCCGUCCCCCGUCAAGCCGCAGAUGUCGAUCCCACAACCCCCAUCUCCUGGCACGAAGACAGCCACCGCAAGAACAUCUGCGGCCCUUCCUCCAUCGUCUCGCACACGUCAAGCCUCUCCCCGUUCGCAGCCGAUUGUCUCGCCCUGGCCUCCACCCUGCGCGAGGAAAAGGGCUACUUUGUCGCCCGCGGCUUCACCGACACGACGACCCUCGUCGGCAUCGCAACGGAAGGGAGCUGCAUCUUCGGCGUCAGGCCCGCGACGCUGCUGAACUUCCACGAGGUGAUCGGUGCCAUGGAUGCUGCCGCGUUUCUCGAGGAGGCCGUGAGGAACUUCUCGUCGCCGGCGGGCGGCGCGACGGCCGUGGAUGGGUCGUGGGUGGCCGGCGGACUUGUGGGCGCCAGCGGCCAGACGAAGUGCGAGCUCGGCAGCGGCGGGAAGCAGGAGCUGGUUUGGGGCAUCUAUGCUGCUGGACAGGAGUGGGAUGUAGGGCACGUGGACGUGCCUGUUGACGUGCCGGGUGCGGGCUGCGCGAUGAAGAUGGGCCGUUGGGGUGUUGCUGCGAUGCUGGCGUCGCUGGCGGUGUUGCUUUGA